AGCUCCGCCUAGCUCUAGUUAAACGUUAGCCUAGAAAUCUAGACGGCAGCAAUUUGGGUCUGGCUCGUCAGGCUAGUUAAAUGUAACAUUAUUCAGACAAAAGGACAGCUACUGUAAAAUAGGCUGUUCAGAUCAGACACUUGUAACUGCAGAGAGGAGGUGAAGUUGACCCUCCCACUCUGCUGUUCUGAGCGACGCAAGGGGAAGUGUUCACUUCACUUUUCAGUCCGAUUAGGCAUGACUUGUGAGCGGAUUCAGCGGAGUUAGAACUACCCGGUGUCCACAACCGACAGAGCCAGCUGCCUGUGCUGGAGGGGUUCGUCCUGAGUAACUGAUUCGGUUUAAAAAAAAAUAAGCAAGUAGUCUGUGGCAUAAACAAGAAAAGAAAUGGGUAACCGGGUUGCUCGGGAAGAUUACGAAUGGGUGUAUACUGAUCAGCCCCACGCCGACCGGAGGAAAGAAAUUUUAGCGAAGUACCCAGAGAUCAAAUCUCUGAUGGGUCCCGACCCGCGUCUGAAGUGGAUUGUCUGCAUGAUGGUGGGCAUCCAGUUUCUGGCCUUCUACCUCGUGAAAGACCUGGACUGGAAGUGGGUGAUGUUCUGGACCUACGCGUUCGGCAGCUGCAUCAACCACUCCAUGACGCUGGCCAUCCACGAGAUCUCCCACAACACGGCCUUCGGCAACAACCGGGCCAAGCUCAACCGCUGGUUCGCCAUGUUCGCCAACCUGCCCAUCGGCCUGCCCUACUCGGCCUCCUUCAAGCGCUAUCACUUGGACCACCACCGCUACCUAGGAGGCGACGGCAUCGACGUGGACAUCCCCACAGACUUUGAGGGCUGGUUCUUCUGCACGCGCUUCCGCAAGUUCAUCUGGAUCAUCCUGCAGCCGCUCUUCUACGCCAUCCGCCCGCUCUGCAUCAACCCCAAGCCCAUCACGCAUCUGGAGCUGGCCAACACGGCCAUCCAGUUCGCCUUUAACAUCGCCCUCUACUGGCUGUGGGGGGCCAAGCCGGUGGUCUACAUGCUGGCAGGGUCCAUGCUGGGCAUGGGCCUGCACCCUAUCUCAGGUCACUUUAUCGCCGAACAUUACAUGUUCCUCAAGGGCCACGAGACAUACUCCUACUACGGCUCACUCAACCUGCUCACCUUCAACGUUGGCUACCACAACGAGCACCACGACUUCCCCAGCGUCCCAGGCCGCAGGUUGCCUAUGGUGAAGAAAAUCGCAGCCGAGUACUAUGACGACCUUCCCCAGUACACGUCGUGGGUGAAGGUUCUGUAUGACUUCAUAAUGGACGACAACCUCAGUCCGUACUCACGUGUGAAGAGAAAGCUUAAGGGAGAGAUUAAACAGGAAUGAUUUUAUUUUUUACACCACAUCACUGUCUGUGUAUGUCUCUCUCUCUUCUGCCUCCGCGUUUCCCUGCCUUCUACAUAUUUACACUCUUCCAGUCAAGCCACACCCUUGGGUAUCAUGUCAAGACCAGUGCCUCCUUUUCCAUAGAAAACAACUCCUGCAUUCAUAGUUAAGAGUGUACACUGUGUAUAGUCCCCUUAUACCCACAAACUACUACUGUCUAUACACAGGCAAAGAUUUUUUUUACUGCACAUCAAUGCUCACUUGAGCUAUUGUGUUGUAAAAAUUCUUCUGCAAAUAGUUCAUAAAGUGUAGUAUUUUUGUUUGACUCUCUUGCUUUGGAAGAGAUUAUAUGUCUUAAGAUAUUUUGUGAAAAACAGAUUUUGACCAAAAGACGAUGAUCUUGUCAUUUUGUCCAUUUGUUUUAUUACGGUUAGUUGUACAGUUCUAAGAUGUUGAAACUAGCUGGCAGAGCAGUUGCUUGAGUAGGUUACACCCCUGACCUCUCACAAGUACACAAAGAAAGAAUGACCGUUUUGGUAGUGUGUAUAGUUAGCGGGUGACCUUGCAAUCCGAAACACGUUGCAUUGCAUAUCUCUCCUGUUAAUGGUUGCUCGUUGCACAUGCUGUCUCUACAAGAGAGGGUUUACGAGGUCACUCCUGUUUUAUGUACCUUGUAACUUACCUGUAGUGCCUGUAGGACUCAUUGUUGCUUCCUCCACCCUCUCAAUGGAUGCUGUGUGUAAGAGAAAACUGACGGAAACUGGCAGAAAUGUGGAUUAAGAUCCGGCCCUGAUCCUUCCCAGGUUAAGUUGCUGUCUGAGAUCAGAUUGCAUAUUGGGAUUCUGAGUGUUUUACCACACCAGUGGGACCAACACAAUGGGAGGCGUUGCACAAAGCUACCAAUACAAUGUGGUAGUUGAGUUGGUAUUCCCUGAUAUACAGCAUGCUGUAUACUAUACGUACUGAAUACUUAGAUACUUAAGUUUAGAGAUGUAAUAAUCAACGAGGAAGAUAUUUCCUAUGCUGUGUGUGGCUUGGGGUUGUGUGCCUGUCUGUUUAUGAUGAGAGCGCUGAAAGCAAAUCGUCCGUAUUUUUUAUACUUUAAAGAUGCAUGUAGGUUAGGACCAUAUGUGGCCUUGUGGAAUGUCAUGCAGGCAGUGUUGACCGAUCACCGAGACAUAUUUUGAGAUCACAUAUACUAUACAUUAGCCUAAUCUUGUUGUAUGUAUUUGUCAUCUCACUGGAAACGCGCCAAUGCUUUCAAUAUGCUUGUUUUCUGAUAUAUUUUACAUAUCGGUUAGCUGUGUGUGCGUGCUUAUGCAUUUGUUCGCCCAAGCAACUGACACCCCACCCCCAGCUCUGAGGCCAAGAGAACCAAAAACCUUGUCAUGUCUGUGAAAGAAUGUUAGUUGUGCGUCACUCUAGUUGCUCUCCCUUUUCCUCCUAUAUAUUAGGGCAUGCAGGCUCCCCUUUCGAUUUCAAAGACUGAUUAACUUUGUUUUUCUCUUUCAAACUGUGUCCUUAACAUUAGCAAGGCAGUCAGUAGCACUCCUGGCUCCGCUCUCAUUGUUCUGUGUCUCAGGCCUCUCAAGACCGCCGUCUGCUCACUCUCCACACCUCUCGCCUGUGCUGUUAUCAGUCCAUUUAUCAGACGCCGAGUUAUUAAAACAAAAACUAUAACCUUUGCUUUAACCUUGGCCAUGAAGAAUUUCUUCUCUAGAUACAGCAAGUAAGAGUGUUUUGUUUUUUUCUGUCUGAAUGAGUGUGUGAUAAGGAUUCAGUGUUCAAGAUUCAAGUGUUUUUUUGUUUUGUAUUUAUUGAAGAAUUCUUGCUUAAAUACAGCACAUGGACAGAGCAAGCACUUUGCUUUUGUCCUGCAGGGCACCCAUGCCCCUCCCCCCUUCCAUACCCCUUGUGAGAUGCAGUCAGAGGAGAGUAGACUUGUCCCUUGUCAGUAUUAUAACCAGCCUGGGAAGGCGUCUCCCCCCUCAGUCAAUCAAUGUUUAAAGUUCAAAAGGUCAAAACAAGUCGGCUGUUCUGACAUGCGCCCAUGGAUGGUCAUUGAGUCAGGUGAGAGCAGAUAGCGAUGAUGGGAAGUGUUUCCCAGAAGAACAGUGUGGUAAUAUUUAUUGCUUCAAAAAGUUACGAGCAGCUGUAACACAACACUACUGGGACACCUUUGAAUCUGUUGAGUUUGAAGCUUUGACACAUGGCUCACCUGUACUGGGAUCAAAUUCCUUAAUCAGUCAUAAGCCUUUUUCAGUUGAAUUCACCUGAUCCUGUGACCACCCCAAAUAAUGAUGAUCGUCCGAAUGUUUGCUGCACUUGUGUGUGUGGACGUUUUUUGGGGUUCCAUGUUUUCUGUAACAAAUGUUUUUGCUCUAUUGCACCCUCACGAUUUUAUUAAAGAAUUUAAAUAUA
Molecule: messenger RNA, 3780 nt
Organism: Alosa sapidissima (American shad)
Lineage: Eukaryota; Metazoa; Chordata; Actinopteri; Clupeiformes; Clupeidae
Gene: degs1
Product: delta(4)-desaturase, sphingolipid 1
Exons: 3
Coding region: 388-1359 (323 amino acids)
Biological process (GO): ceramide biosynthetic process
Cellular component (GO): membrane
Molecular function (GO): sphingolipid delta-4 desaturase activity
Source: RefSeq, a predicted model, not a curated record